AUGUCUUCUGAAGGCUACGGUCACUCGUCCGAGCUGCCUACACAUACCGACAUGUCUACCACCGACGACUUUGCUCCUGCUCCUACCACCAAUGGGACCAGUGAGCCGACCUUGAAGGAUGCUUUUGUCAACAACGCUGCCUCGGCGGUCAACACCGUGACAGAACAUCCCAUCACUCAAAACAUCGUCAAUGGUCCCGUAGCGACCUCUGUUAAGGACCAUACUGCGGCCACCAAAUCCGAGUUCAGCGAUCUGGCCAAUUCCCGACAACCUCCUUCGUACACUGCUGCCAACGAUACUACUCUGACGCACUACCAUUCCUUUUUCUACACCUUGUUGAGCUGGAAGAACAAGCGCGCCACCGGUAUUACGUUUGCCUCCGUCGUUGCCUUUAUCUUUGCUUGCCGCUACCUGCCUAUCAUUCGAUACGUGAUCAAGAUUACCUGGAUGACUCUUGGUGUGGUCACGCUUGCCGAGGCCUCGAGCAAGGCGUUGAUGGGCUCCAGUGUGGCCAGCUCGCUCCGGCCUCGACGGUACUACAAGAUUCCCAAAGAGUCCCUGGAAGCUUCUCUCGAUGACCUCGAAAAUCUGAUCAACUUCUUCGUUAUCGAGAUCCAACGCAUUGUCUUUGCCGAGAACGUCCCGGUAACUGCGGCUGCUUUCUUGAGCGCCUUCUUGACCUACUAUCUCAUCAAAAUUGUCCCGUUCUGGGGCAUGGCCUUGAUUGCUACCUGCGUCCUCUUCCUCGGUCCCCUGAUCUACAUCGAGAACAAGGAAUUCAUUGACGCUCAUCUUGAGCACGCCGGAAAUGUCAUUGGUCAACAGACGACCCAGAUUCGCGACUUGACCGCUCAACACACCAGCAAGGGUCUCGACACGAUGAAGCAAUACACUGGGACAUACGCCGCCAAGGCUCAAGAGAUGGUUGGAAGUGCUCGUCAGAGGAUCCCUUCUCCCACCACCGGCAAGGCUCCAGUCAAGGAAGGUGAUUUCCCCUCGGCGCCCCAGACAGACCUCCCAGCUACUUCCGGCGAACACCGCCAGGCCGAACCCAUCACUUCUUGA
Fonsecaea multimorphosa CBS 102226 is the source of this 1065-nucleotide messenger RNA. RefSeq lists its product as uncharacterized. The record is from RefSeq and is a predicted model, not a curated record. Lineage: Eukaryota; Fungi; Ascomycota; Eurotiomycetes; Chaetothyriales; Herpotrichiellaceae. The transcript is spliced from 7 exons. The coding region runs from base 1 to 1065 and encodes 354 amino acids.